Messenger RNA from Thalassophryne amazonica, 4421 nucleotides. RefSeq names its product protein kinase C-binding protein 1-like. Gene Ontology annotation, biological process: regulation of DNA-templated transcription. Lineage: Eukaryota; Metazoa; Chordata; Actinopteri; Batrachoidiformes; Batrachoididae. The record is from RefSeq and is a predicted model, not a curated record. Gene Ontology annotation, molecular function: protein binding.
CGAACAAAGAUAAUUACUCAGGAAGCAUUUCAGCCAAUCGGGCGCGACCUUGCAUCUCUCCUGCAAGCGAAGCGACCAGUCAGGAUGUGGUUAACAUCGCCGUGGCCUGAUCGCCUUGCAUGAGGAGCAGAGCCUUCCCCGGCUGAGGAUUGAGAGAGUGUCCUCCAUGUUUUAUAAGUGUUGACAUAACAGUGUGUCAGGCAGCCAUGCAUCCACAGAGUCUGGCUGAGGAGGAGGUAAAGACAGAAUCUGAUGUGGUAGAGGGGAUGGAUGCGUCCGUGCGAUCCAAAGUCCCUGAUCCACCAGGAUCAGCAGAACGGGCAGUAGUACCACAGAAGAGAAAGGCGCAGAGUCCCACCCAUUCCUCCAAUGGACAUUCCCCGUCAGACAGCUCCCCCAGCCCUCUCAAGAAAAAGAAGAAGCCUGGAGCCAUCAAUUGUAACAACAAAGACCAGGACGGCAGGAAUGACUUCUACUGCUGGCUGUGCCACCGCGAGGGCCAGGUGCUCUGCUGUGAGCUCUGCCCCAUGUACCACGCCAAGUGCCCUCAACUACAGCCGAGCCCGGAGGGCGACUGGUUCUGUCCAGAGUGUGAGAAAAUAACUGUUGCUGAAUGCAUUGAAACUCAGAGCAAAGCGAUGACGAUGUUGACAAUAGACCAGUUGUCCUAUUUGCUCAAAUUCGCACUACAAAAGAUUAAACAGCCUGGGACGGAGCCUUUUCAGAAGCCUGUGUCUUUAGAACAGCACCCAGAUUAUGCAGAGUACAUCUUCCACCCUAUGGACCUGUGUACUUUGGAGAAGAAUAUCAAAAAGAAAAUGUACGGCUGCACCGAAGCCUUUCUUGCUGAUAUGAAAUGGAUCUUGCACAAUUGCAUCAUUUAUAAUGGAGGCAAUCAUAAAUUAACAGCAACUGCAAAGGUCAUUGUCAAAAUUUGUGAACACGAGAUGAAUGAGAUUGAGGUGUGUCCAGAGUGUUACCUGUCUUCUUGCCAAAAAAGGGACAACUGGUUUUGUGAGCCAUGUAGUCAACCCCACCCUCUUGUUUGGGCUAAGCUAAAGGGCUUUCCAUUCUGGCCAGCAAAAGCACUUCGAGAAAAGGAUGGGCAGGUAGACGCUCGCUUCUUUGGACAACAUGACAGGGCCUGGGUCCCUAUUAACAACUGCUACCUCAUGUCUAAAGAGAUUCCAUUCUCUGUGAAGAAGACAAAGAGCAUUUUCAACAGUGCCAUGCAAGAGAUGGAGGUCUAUGUGGAAAACAUUCGCAAGAAAUUUGGGGUCUUUAACUAUGCACCCUUUCGUACACCCUACACACCCAAAAACCACCUCCAGAUGCUAGUUGACCCUUCCAACCCCAGUGCUGGGACAGUGAAAACAGAGAAACCUGACAAACUUCGUUUCAACUUUGACAUAUCUGCAUCUCCCAAGAUGGUGGUUGGUAAGAGUUCGGUGAGUCGGAGGGUUGCAAUGACCGAUGUGCCUCGAUCGCCCAUGAGCACCACUUCCUCAGUUCACACAGGGUCUGAUGGAGAGCAGGACAAUGUAGAAAAGGCCAACAAGAAUCCCACCUUUCACUACAGUACUGGAGAGGAAUCAAUGGACUGUAAUGUAUCUCCCACCUCUGGGAAGGUUGGUCCUGCAGGCAGCAUGACAGGCAGCCCAAAGCCUUUUAACCCUGGAGUAGUACCUAAGCAGGAGAGAACCGGAGGCACUGGCAGCAUUCUUAAUCUCAACCUGGAUCGAGUGAAGGCUGAGAUGGAUCUCAAGGAGCUCAGUGAGACUGUGCAGCAACAACAGCAGCAGAACCAGCAACAACAAGGAGCCCAAGCUACCCUCCCGACUCCAAAAAGACCACUUAGGAGUUUGGACAAGACUAUUGAAAGCUGCAAGGCACAGCUUGGUAUAGAUGAGAUUUCUGAAGAUGUGUAUAAAGGUGUGGAUCGAAGUGACUCAGAGGAUUCCGACAAAUCUGAGACAAGUGACAGUGAGUAUCUCAGCGAUGAGGAGCAGAGGCCAAGAAGCUCCACCCAGAAUGACAAAGCAAACAGAAAGAGACCGAGAGCAACAAUAGAAGGGGAGACCAAGGAGGGUCUUAAAGGAACAGGAGAUAAAGCCACAUCUGAACCUUUGCCAAAAGACAAGCAGAGUAAUAAUGUCUCGGAGAGAGACCUCCAGGACAAGCCCCAGUCCCAUCCCCUUACUGACAAGCCAAGAUCUCAGAGCAGGGGCAAACAGCUGCAGCCUCAACAGUAGCUGAACAAGACUCUGAUUCUGAAAAGAGAGCUGGUGAUCGACCUGGGGGAUGAACAUGGAAGCUGCGACUCCAAAAGAGCCAGAAGAGAGCCAGGAGCCUCGUCUCCACACCAAUCCGGGAAGUUUCAUCCAGUGUGAAAGAUCCCUUGCAACCUGCUGCCAUAACAGCCCCAGCCAUGUUCCACUACAGCUUCUGACCAACUCAGUGCCACCCCACCUACCAGCAGCCCAAACAGUGCUCCCUCUCCCGCCUCCACCACAGUCACCACACCAGCCCCUGCCUCAGCCCCUGUCAAGAAACAGCGUCCCCUGCUGCCUAAAGAAACGACUCAAGCUGUGCAGCGUGCAGUGGUUUGGAAUCCUACCAAAUUCCAGACGUCUCUCAGAAGUGGGCAUAUGCAGAAAGUGCAGAGGCAGCAGCAAAAUGGAGAGCAGCCAGCACAGUCGCAGUCACAGAAUUCCUCUUCCAGUACCCGGUAUCAGACCAGACAAUCAGUCAAGGUGCAGCAAAAAGACUCAGCUUCAAAUAAUUCCUCAUCAGCAGCUACGCAGGCAGCGUCCAGCGGCUUGUCUUUGAUGACAGGGGAUUUACAAAUUCCUACCGUCUCAGCUGAUGUUGCUGCAGAUAUAGCCAAGUACACAAACAAAAUUAUGGACACAAUAAAAGGGACAAUGACUGAAAUCUACAAUGACCUUUCCAAAAACACAUCAGGAAACACAAUUGCAGAGAUUCGACGGCUAAGAAUAGAGAUUGAGAAACUCCAGUGGUUGCAUCAGCAAGAGUUGUCUGAGAUGAAACACAACCUGGAACUGACUAUGGCUGAGAUGAGGCAGAGCCUGGAGCAGGAAAAAGAACGGCUGGUGGCAGAAGUGAAAAAGCAGCUGGAGUUUGAAAAGCAGCAGGCAGUAGACGAGACCAAAAAGAAACAGUGGUGCGCUAACUGUAGGAAAGAGGCUAUUUUCUACUGCUGCUGGAAUACCAGUUAUUGCGAUUAUCCCUGUCAACAAGCCCACUGGCCGGAACACAUGAAGUCCUGCACGCAAUCAGCCACAGCUUCUCAGCAGGAACCAGAGGCAGAACCAAAUUCAGACCCUUCGGCCAAACCAUCAGGCCACUCUCCAGCCGCACAGACUCUACCAUCAGGUGCAGGAUCCAUAACAGAAAAAAGCAGCUCGCCAACAUGCACGGACAAGAGCAAGGAAAGUGCUGGCGUUACUGUGACCUAAUCACUACACUGCAGAUGGUCUGUCACAAGUCAAAUUUUGUGGCGUUGUAGCUCGAAGAUGCACGACUCUGUAACCAAUCACUUUGGGUUUCCACCAGUCUGUAUUCAGCUAGGUUUGCCACAUGAACAUAGUUGGUCUUAAUGUGAACCUGUAUGUCAUGCUGUAGCAUUAUGUUGUAGCUCUGUCUGAAAUCAAACCAAAAUGGUCAAAAUAUGAAAUAUUGGUAUAUUAACACCCACACUAACUGCCACCCAAUAUAUUUCAAGGCUUUGGCAUUUUAUUCCCUAUGUAAAAAAAAUUUUUGUAUUGACUGUUGUCGCUUCACAUGAACAUGUUUGUUUGUCUCCCCCCCUCUCCCUCCGUCAUACCAUCAGAGUAAUUGGGAGUGAUGCAAGUUACAUGAUUGUCUUGAAUUAUUUAUCUUCAUAUCAAGCAUCAUUUUAUGAAAGCAGUUUUCAUCCGUCUGAUUUCAACCUGUCCAUUUCAUGUCAACAGUGGCUUUUUUGUUUCAUACCACUUUUGUAUUGUAGUUUGACAUUGUAUAGCCAUAUAAAAAUAUUUGAUUUAUUAUAAAACAAACAAAAAGAUAAGACUGUACAGUUUUUUAAGAAGAUACCUGGACAAUAUUUAUAGUGUUAUGUUUUUAUAGUAGGCUUAAUUAAAUAUUUCUAUGUGUCCAAAAAUUGCUAUUUGAAAAUGAAACACUUCAUGUGAAUGUCCGUGCUAAACCGAAGUGUUUUCAUCACUUCUUGGGGAAAAAAACUGAUGUAAAUCCUAUUUAGGCUGUGUCUAAAGAUCGGUUAACAUAACUAGUAAAUGCAGAUGGAUGGAUAUAAUUUCCUGUGAGCAUGUCUGCUUUAAAUUUGUCCUGUUUCUUGUUUACAUAUUCUACAUACUGUAAAUGGGUUGAAAAAGAAAUAAAAAUGAUCAUUUCUGUGCUUA